CAAAAGAUAAGAUUUUAUCAAAAAAUGGCUUAACCCAAGGCAACUAACUAUCCGGAAUUUAUCAAUCAAUUUCUUCUCCAUAUUAAAUUCCAUACCAUAAAACGAAUAUUGCAAAAACAUUACUCUAUCUUAUUUUUAUUAGUAGUACUAAUAAAUCUAGGAAACAAAUAAUUUAAAAUUUGACAAUUGUCUUCGUAAAUUCGUCUGCUUGAUCUCUUCUUCUUCUUCUUCUUCUUCUUCUUCUUCCUCGUCUUCUCAAUUUCCUCAAGCUUUCAAUGCCGUGUCGUUGACAAAAGAUUAACUUGGGCAACGUACAGGUGCGCACGAUAAUGGAGACGGCGCCGCCGUCCUUGGUCUCUAAAGCUAGAACCGCCUUCAAUUCCGCCGCGGCUAAAGCGGAGCGCGUCUUCACUGAUCUCAAAUCUGAUCGAGGUUUUAUUCUAUUUCCUCUUAUCUCUCCAUUCCCGUAGCUUCCGCUUCAAUAUUGACUUAAUUUUGUUUUUUUUGUUCUUCCAAAUUUUCUCAUUUACUAAAAUUUGACUGAUGAAUAGAUGCUUAUCGCUCGACCUCUGAUUGUAUCUGUUGUUGUGGAUUAAUUCGAAUUCUAUAUUUGGGUUCUUCUCUCUUGUCAAAUUCAAAUCUAUUUCUGUUGUUUCUCUUUGUUUCUGGAGUCAAAAUUCAAAUCUAUUUGGUGAUGUUUUAUUGAUUUUUUUUCUUUUUUAAAUUGGAAUUUUGUUGGAGAGGAGGAGAAGCAAUCGACGAGGAAUGUGAAUGACUCUCAGGAGGAGAAUGAAGUGAAGACUCAGGGGUGGAGAACUGCACAUAUUAGGAAAAAGCAAGAGUGGCAAAAUAAACUGAAAAACUUGAGAAUUGGGAGGAAAGAAGUUGAAGAUCAAGACAAGGUUGAGGAUUCAGCCAUGGCUGCCCCUUUCUAUGACGAGAAUUUUUAUAUUCUUAAAGCAAAGCAAGAACAAGAAGCCAAGGCAUCUGAUGUCGGCUGCAUGGUAGAAUCUCUAAAUGCGGUUGAUGCGAACAGCAUUCCUCUGGCAUCCGUUGUGAAGCAGCUGGCUGUAGCAAUCGAAGCAGGAAAAAGGGCUAAGAAUGUGAAAGACUUUGUUGCAUCAUCUGGAAGUUCAUCACCAGUGAGGGAGAGGGGAGGCUUGAGCCUCUCUGCGGUGAAAUCACUGGUUCUUGGUGAAAAAGAGGAUAAGCUUGGUUUUGAUUCAGGAGAUGAGGAUAAACUUGUGUCUCUAAUAAAUGCCUUGUUUAAUGUUGAUAGUGGCUUUCUCAGCAGAAAGAUUGUCUCUGAUUUGGAGUCUCCGACCAACAGAUCAUCUUUUGCAAAAGAUCUUCAUGCUGCUCCCCCUAGUAGUUUUGUUGUUAAGCUAGCUGAAGUAAUUGGAAGUUUUACAACACCCAGGAGAAUGGCUUUGUUCUGGUGCAGGGUGGUUGAAGAAUUGAGGAGAUUUUGGAACGAAGAGAAACACAUACCAUGGAUACCUCUGGACAAUAAUCCAGAUUUGAAAAGUUGCCUACUGCACCAAUGGUUACAGGUUAUAAACUGUUGUCUUGCCAGGAAAGCCCGCAACGUAGCUGCUUCCGAAGCAUUAGAUGCGGUAAUGAGGCAAGCCAGUUCUGCCAAUGAAAAGUCAGACGUUUCAGAAUCAAUGGGUUCUCUUUUGUAUGCUAAAAGUAACUCCGGGGAACUUAUACUCCGUUUGGGCGUUUAUAACCAAGUUGAGAACUUAACAAUGUUGGAAACUGGUGAACCUGUGUAUUCCCCAAUAACACAGGAAGGUCCGCUGUUGACGGAAGAUCUUAUUAGAGAAACAGAGGAAUUAGUACUUCGGACAGGGAGCAUGGGGGCUGGAUGUUCUCAACUCUUGUCUGACAUGCAGGCUUUCAAGGCAGCAAAUCCUGGCUGUAUUUUGGAAGAUUUUGUGAGAUGGCACUCGCCACCAGACUGGACUGAAAAUGGUAACAUGUCUGGAGAUGACUCUUCACCCGUUCGAGGUCAAUUAAGUACCCGGAUGCAGAAAGAAGGUAAUUUAUGGCGUGAGCUGUGGGAAACAGCUAAACCACUCCCUGCUGUUAAACAAGCACCUCUCUUUGAUGAAGAUUUAGCUGUAGAAGGAAUCUUGAAUUAUUUGGAAGACAUUCCAGCUGCUGAACUUUUUGAGCAGCUGUUUACUUCGCUAGUUUCCCUGGGGUUUGUGAUGGUGGAGCCAGUUUUAGCUACAAACGAUGACUUGUCAAAGCUUUUCUUUGAAUGCAAGGAUUAUGUAGUCGCUAUUUGUCAGGGGGGCGCAUGGACCGAUAAGCUUGAUGAUCUAUGCCAGGUAUACGAGACCGUGGAAACAAUGUUAUUACGUCCAGAAGAAGUUUUGAGAUCAAUGAAACAAACAGAGGAGUCGCCAUCAAGUGGCAGCGAAACGAAACGGCGGUUUAAGCGGCUAGGUUUCAUCUUUCGUGGUAGUAAAGAAAGAAAGCAGACAAGAGUUCCAUCAGAAACUGAACAGAAAAGCACCGAACCUAGCCCACGCCAAUCAUUCUCUAGUCUUUUUGAUGGCAAGUCGUCUCUGUUUUCAAAGAGACCUCCUAGACCUGAAAAUGUGACGCUUGUCUGAAUCCAUAUUAUUUAUUUGAUUUGUUUCAUCUGCUUUUAAGUCAUUUCUCAGUUUUUUGUAUUCUUCUUCUGGGGUUUUAGGUUGUUAAGUUGAUCAAUUGGUUGGUAACUGUAAAGUUAUCUUAUUUAAAACAUUUCUGAAGGUAUGGUGAAAUGCAAAUAAAUGGAAAUGAAUAAGAUGUGUAAAAGCUUUUAGAACAUUUGUGUAAAUUAUUAGAUUUCUGAGAUGCUGUUUUAGAUGGUUGCC
This is a messenger RNA of Arabidopsis thaliana (thale cress), 2873 nucleotides long. RefSeq names its product Rab3 GTPase-activating protein catalytic subunit. Bases 918 to 2627 code for a protein of 569 amino acids. The record is from RefSeq and is marked reviewed. The transcript has 13 exons. Gene Ontology annotation, molecular function: GTPase activator activity. NCBI's taxonomy places the organism in Eukaryota, Viridiplantae, Streptophyta, Magnoliopsida, Brassicales, Brassicaceae.